AUGAGUGCCUCCAAGGCGCAGUCUCAAAAUUUCUUUGAGAAGAUGAAGUUGAAGCCCGCAAACAAGGUAUGCUUCGACUGCAAGUCUAAGAAUCCCACUUGGUCGUCGGUGCCUUUUGGUAUUUACCUGUGCCUUGAUUGCUCGUCCAACCAUCGCAAUCUCGGUGUUCACAUCUCCUUUGUUCGAUCCACAAAUCUCGACCAGUGGCAAUGGGAGCAGCUGCGAGUGAUGAAGGUUGGUGGAAAUGAGUCUGCGACCAAGUACUUCCAGUCCCACGGAGGAUCUGCUGCGCUCGCCAGCAAGGAUUCCAAGGUCAAGUAUACUUCCAAUGCGGCCGUCAAAUAUAAGGAAGAGCUGAAAAGACGUGCUGCAGCGGAUGCGCAACAGUACCCCGAGGAGGUUGUUAUUACCGAUCUUCCUGCUGGCACCCCGUCCGAUGGCUCGGCCACACCUGCUGGUGAAGAUGAUGACUUUUUCUCAUCCUGGGAUAAGCCCUCCAUCAAGCGUCCCAGCAACCCGCCUUCCCGCACCGGCACGCCACCCGUCGUCAGCCGAACCGGAUCCCCGUUUUUGACUGCCAACUCAAACGGCUCUCGCUCAAAGUCCCCCCUAUCUGCGACUGAAGACAAGUCUGCAGCUCCCGCGCCAACUGCCAUUCGCGCCAACUCUGCUGCCAAGAAGACUACCGCUGUUGGUGGCGCGAAGAAGAGCUUGCUGGGGGCCAAGAAGGCCCCCAAGCUUGGGGCGAAGAAGGUUGCCCCUAGUGACAUUGAUUUCGAGGAGGCCGAGCGAAAAGCCAGAGAAGAGGCCGAGCGCAUUGAGAAACUUGGAUACGACCCUGAAGCUGAGCAGGCCGAAGCCGAUGCCAAGGCCAAGAUCAAUGCUGCGGCGCCUAUUGCUUCCCCAACUCCUGUCAGCCCCAACCGGCCUGGAUUUGGUUCUACCAGUAAGGAUAAUGAGCGUGCCUCAGGCGAUGUUGAGCGUCUUGGUAUGGGUAUGAACAGACUAGGAUUUGGUCAGGUCUCAAAGCCCCCAGCUCCCAAGAAGCUUGGAUUUGGUGCUGUUGCCCCCCGGUCAGCGGCCGACGAGGAGGAACUCACUCAAGCCAAGUCACGAUUCGGAACCCAGAAGGGUAUCUCUUCCGACGAGUUCUUUGGACGUGAUCGCUUCGACCCCAAUGCCCAGGCCGAGGCCAAGCAACGUCUUACAGAAUUCGACAGCGCAACCUCUAUCUCCAGCAACGCCUAUUUCGGCCGGCCCGAGGAUGACCUUCCUCAGAUGGACGAUGGAUACGGUGACCUGGAGACCACUGCUAAGGACUUCGUCCGUCGAUUUGGUAUUACCGCGGGAGAUGAUAUUGAAAACCUGUCACACCUGGUUGGUGAAGGAGCAACCAAGCUACAAGGCGCCAUUCGCAACUACCUGAACUCUUAA
Penicillium verhagenii is the source of this 1434-nucleotide messenger RNA. Its product is annotated as ADP-ribosylation factor GTPase-activating protein. The record is from RefSeq and is a predicted model, not a curated record. Gene Ontology annotation, molecular function: GTPase activator activity. Gene Ontology annotation, biological process: COPI coating of Golgi vesicle. The transcript has 6 exons. Bases 1 to 1434 code for a protein of 477 amino acids. Lineage: Eukaryota; Fungi; Ascomycota; Eurotiomycetes; Eurotiales; Aspergillaceae.